GAUUGCAACUCAACAAUACGAGAUAACCAUUAAUCUCCUAGCUGUAUUCUUCGUAUUUCAAAUUCCGUUUCUAAUCUUUCAUCCACGGUUGAACUAUACGUAUUUUGUAAUUUGAUUUAUUCCUACUCCAACUCCUUUUCCUCACCUAACCUUUUGUGUAUACAAUUUCAGUUUUUUGUCUCUUUUAAUAAUUUAAAUGAGUAAAUGACGUCCACCCAGUACUUGUUUUAGUUAAUUCUCAGACAACCUGAGAUCUAUCUGCUUUGCUUUUUACUAAAGGAAAAAGAAACCACUUUUAUUCUGUGUUGUGGGGUUUAAGUUUUAAAGUAAAUGCCUUAUGAUGGAUGAUUGGAGGGAGCUUGUCUUUUGCGUGGGAUAGAAAUGAAUAAUGGAGUAGGUAAUGAUCUGGUUUCUGGGUUUGUUGGUUUCUUUGUUUUUUUUUUUUUUUUUAAAUAGUAGAUUCGGUUUUUGUUGAGUUAUUUAACUGUUAAUUUUCAUCAGUUCUUGUUUCUCUACAAAUUUUUUGUGUCUUUUAAGGAAUGUAAUGAUAAUAGUUUCAUGUUAUGCAAUCAAGCCAGAUAGUGCUGUCGGUGCAUAUAUAUAUUAGUUUCUGAAAAUUCUUGAGAAGGUUUUGGUUUCUAAUUUUGGUGAUUAAUGGAUCAAGAAACUCAUAAGAGUGAUAGAAUUGUUGAGAAUUUUAGUCAAGUUAGUAGAGCAACAGGUGAGAAUUCAAGUAAUCUGGUUGAUGGGGUUGUGCUAAACACUGUUAUGAAGAAAACUUCAGUUGAAACUUUGAGUCUUAGAAGAGAUAUUGAUGAAGUUGAGUUGGGUAAAGUUUUAGGAGAAGGGCAAAAGAGGGUUAUACAUCAUGAGACAGAUGAUAUGAGAAUAAUUGCCAAGAAUUUGAACAAUUUGGUUUCUGGGGUUAGGGUAGAUACAGUGUGUCUAAGAAACUCAGAUGAAAGUACAAGUUACAGCAGAGAACAGGGGGGUUUUGGAUUGAAAAUUGAUGAAUUAGAGUCAACUGGUGAUGCAGUUGUGGAAGCACAGCAUACACAUUGUCAGCAAAGAGUUGGGAGUCAAUUUGAUCAAGUGCUGGAGACUGUUAUUGUGGUAAAUUUGGAUCAGACUCUGGGUUUUAGCAGAGACAAUAAUGAAUUAGUAGAAGUAAAAGGUACUGAAAUGACCUCAAGUAAAGCAUUGGUGAAGAGAAAGAAUUCUAUACUGCAGAAGCAAUCCUGUGUGAUUGAUAUUAAAUGUGGCAGUGGAGAUGAAAAAGUAACUAAGGAGAGUGGGAUUGAAGAAAGGGUUUGUAGAAUUUGUCAGUUGGACUCUGAGCAAUCAUUGGAAACCACAGAUGCUACAGAUACAGUUGAUUCUUCCACCAUGGAUUUAAUUCAGCUUGGUUGUGGAUGCAAAAAUGAGCUUGGCAUUGCACAUAGCCACUGUGCUGAGGCAUGGUUUAAGCUAAAAGGAAACAGGCUGUGUGAAAUUUGUGGCCAGACCGCGAAAAAUGUCACUGAUGUCAGGGAUUUCAGAUUCAUGGAGGAAUGGAAUGAGCAUAGAUAUAUCGACAGCAGUAAUAGCUCAUCAGAAAGGAGAGGAUGUUGUUGGUGGCAGGGGCAGCCGCUUUGCAACUUCCUAAUGGCAUGCCUAGUGAUAGCUUUUGUAGUGCCAUGGUUUUUUCGCGUAAAUUUGUUUUGAUAUGGUCUUGAAUCAACCAAGUCCUAGUAGAUAUAUUCAUUCUCAGACUCAGGACUGUUGGUUGGAGACCACCAUGAAAACCAGGCUCUGCAAAUCAUGCAGUAUUUCACUUAUUCUUUGAUCGUGCUUUUCACAUAUGGAAUAUUUAUGAUAUUUAUUCAGGAGUUGCCUUUGUAAACACAAGCACAGAAAAUGUCAAAGUUAUUAUUUCCAUGUAUUUUUUUGGGAAAUAGCAUUUGGUUGUGUAAUA
Messenger RNA from Mangifera indica (mango), 1954 nucleotides. RefSeq lists its product as uncharacterized. The record is from RefSeq and is a predicted model, not a curated record. Gene Ontology annotation, molecular function: zinc ion binding. The transcript has 2 exons. Bases 655 to 1704 code for a protein of 349 amino acids. Lineage: Eukaryota; Viridiplantae; Streptophyta; Magnoliopsida; Sapindales; Anacardiaceae.